AUGAAGGAUCUUUUGUCUAAGAAGAGGAAGUUGAAAGAUGGUGAGACUGUGGCUUUAACAGAGGAAUGUAGCGCCUUGAUUCAAAAGAAGCUUCCUCCAAAGUUAAAGGACCCAGGUAGUUUCAGCAUUUCUGUUGCUAUUGGAGAUGUGGAAGUAGGAAAAGCACUUUGUGACUUGGGAGCCAGUUUAAAUUUGAUGCCACUAUCUGUCUGCAGAGCUUUGGGGAUUAACAAGUUGAAAGCCACUAAUGUUAUUCUACAUUUAGCAGAUAGAUCAAUUAAGAGACCAGAAGGGGUGGUAGAAGAUGUUCUGGUCAAGGUGGAUAAAUUCAUUUUCCCUGUAGAUUUUGUAAUACUAGAUAUGGGAGAGAAGGAUACUGAAAGUCCUCUACUCCUAGGGAGGGUGAAUGAAGAAACAAUCACCAUUGAUGUGUUUGAAGCUAUUAAACAUUCUGUUGAUGUGGAGGAUUGUUUCAAAAUUGAUAUCAUACAGGAGGUUGUGAAAGAAGUGAUAGGAGAAGAAAACUCUUCACUUGAGGGAGACAAAUUCAAGGAGGAAACAAGUGUGGAAUACUAUGCGGAAGAACCGAAAGUAGAAGAGCUGGAAAAGAAAAUAGAUGAUAUUCCUAAGGGAGCACCCAAGGUGGAACUUAAAGAACUUCCAUCAAAUCUCAAGUAUGUGUUUCUUGGAGAUGAUCAAACAUACCCAGCCAUUAUUAAUGCAUUGUUGUCUGAAGGGGAGGAAGUAAAGUUGAUUGAAGUUCUUAAAAAGAACAAGACAUCUAUAGGAUGGUCAUUUUCAAACCUCAAGGGUAUCAACCCUUCUUUCUGCACUCAUAAAAUAUUGAUGGAAGAUGAGGUUAAACCAGUAAGGCAACCAUAG
Molecule: messenger RNA, 882 nt
Organism: Gastrolobium bilobum
Lineage: Eukaryota; Viridiplantae; Streptophyta; Magnoliopsida; Fabales; Fabaceae
Exons: 2
Coding region: 1-882 (293 amino acids)
Source: RefSeq, a predicted model, not a curated record